Messenger RNA from Closterium sp. Naga37s-1, 3297 nucleotides. NCBI's taxonomy places the organism in Eukaryota, Viridiplantae, Streptophyta, Zygnematophyceae, Desmidiales, Closteriaceae. The record is from the annotation of a GenBank genome assembly.
AUGGUGCUGUUUGAGUGCUCUCCCUCUCUCACUCUCUCCUCUCCCACUCUCUCCUCUCCCACUCCCCUCUCUCCCACUCUCUCCUCUCUCACUCUCUCCUCUCCCACUCUCUCCUCUCUCACUCUCUCCUCUCUCACUCUCUCCUCUCCCACUCCCCUCUCCCCCACUCCCCUCUCCCCCACUCUCUCCUCUCUCACUCUCUCCUCUCCCACUCUCUCCUCUCCCACUCCCCUCUCUCCCACUCUCUCCUCUCUCACUCUCUCCUCUCCCACUCCCCUCUCUCCCACUCUCUCCUCUCUCAAACGGCCUUCAGGGAGCACGACACCUCCAAGCGGCAUGGAGGACCACGCCGACGACUUCAUAAAGUUGCAGAUGGCGCUUCCGUCCGCCCACGACCGCGAGUGUACCGCGGAGAGUGCACCUGUGCUUCCGCCACGCCCGGCGGUGAGCGUUCCUGCUCGUCCUCCCGCUGCUGCGGACCAAAUCCGGCGCCGAUUUGAGGACCAGCGCCGUCCUCCCGGGCCGCGCGUCGCUGAUUCGCCUCCGAGAGUGGCAACCCGCGCGGAGUCCGCUGUGCGUUCUGGCGCCUUGGCGGAGCCGCACCGGGGGCGUUCUCCGCGUCGUCGGACGCCUGAGCCUCGUGACGAACGCUGCGAGGGGCGGCGUGAAGAUCGCCGCGAGCGUCGCUCCCCUCGUCGUCAGGGGAGCCGCAGCCGUUCCCCUGGGCGUCGUUCGCCAAGUCACCGUUCCCCAUCUCGCCAUUCGCCUCGCUGUCAUUCACCCGCGCGCCGAUCCUCAGGGCGUCGCUCUCCUGCUCGCCGUUCUCCGCGCGAAUCGCCGGUGAAGCGCCAGCGGCGCCAUUCUCCAUUGCGUCGUGAGCGAUCCCCUGCGCUCCGCCCGCGCAGCACGUCCCGGCCCCAAUCUCCAGCCCGCUCGUGGUCGAAUAGUCGUGGGCGGCGUGGCAGUCGCGGGGGCCGCGGACGCGGGGGCGGGGGUCGCCAGUCUGCGUCGGACUUUGCGCGCGCCCUGGAGAGGCUUCCGGACGUGCUCGCAACUGCUCUCCGUGAGUCGCAGGCGGCGACAGCCUGUCGCUCCGUUCCGCCAGACGCUCCUCGUUCUCUUCCCGCCAUUGUCGAGGUAGCCAACCGUGCGGUGUCCCCGCAGCGCUCUGUCCAGCAGCCGCCUGUUCUCCCGGGUUUGUUGGCGCUGGCGGAGGCCCAGCAAGGGGUCCAGGCACUGGCGCGUGUUCUCCGGUCGACUCGUGCGUCGAUGCCGAUAUCCCGCCCAAGCACAUUUGCUGAGAAACCGCAAGCAGCGUGCUUGGGGGCGGCGGAUGAGAUCCUAUCCCUCUUGGCGCCACUGCAGGCAGCGCCCUCCCCGGGUGCAGACGCAGCCAACCUGCUGGCUCGCGCGGCCCUGGAUCUGAGGCACAUUGCAGGGUCGGUUGAAGGCACACCCGGAGAUGCUCUAACCGCCUGCGUGUCAGUGGUCCGCCACUUGUGGCAGACCACGCGCGGAAUGCUCUCGUUUCUGGGGGCGGACCGCAUCUGGGGGAAGGGGAAGAGGCUAGGAGGGAAGAGGCUAAGUCCCCCUUUCUCUCUCACUCUCUCCUCUCCCACUCUCUCCUCUCUCAUUCUCUCCUCUCCCACUCUCUCCUCUCCCACUCCCCUCUCCCCCACUCUCUCCUCUCUCACUCUCUCCUCUCCCACUCUCUCCUCUCCCACUCCCCUCUCCCCCACUCUCUCCUCUCUCACUCUCUCCUCUCCCACUCUCUCCUCUCCCACUCCCCUCUCCCCCACUCUCUCCUCUCUCACUCUCUCCUCUCCCACUCUCUCCUCUCCCACUCCCCUCUCCCCCACUCUCUCCUCUCUCCCUCUCUCCUCUCCCACUCUCUCCUCUCCCACUCCCCUCUCUCCCACUCUCUCCUCUCUCACUCUCUCCUCUCCCACUCUCUCCUCUCUCACUCUCUCCUCUCCCACUCUCUCCUCUCCCACUCCCCUCUCCCCCACUCUAUCCUCUCUCACUAUCUCCUCUCCCACUCUCUCCUCUCCCACUCCCCUCUCCCCCACUCUCUCCUCUCUCACUCUCUCCUCUCCCACUCUCUCCUCUCCCACUCUCUCCUCUCCCACUCCCCUCUCUCCCACUCUCCUCUCUCAUGCUCUCCUUCUCCCAUGCCCCCUCCUCGUACUCCCAACUCUAUCUUUCCCCCUCUCCCAGGUGCAAGCCAUGCAAGGAGAUGACCAAGACCGUGGAGAAGCUAGCUCAGAUCUUCAAGGGAGAGGAGAGCAUCACGUUUGCGUUUUGCUUCCCUCUCGCUUCCCCUCCCCAUCAUCCCACCUCAUUGUUGCCCCCCUUCCCCCGUCCCCACAGACGGUGGAGAAGCUGGCUCACAUCUUCAAGGGCGAGGAGAGCAUCACGUUUGCCAAGGUGGAUGGCAUGGCAGCUGUUGCCGCUCCUCCCAUGCCUCCUCCUCAUUGCCGCCUCUCAUGCCCCCCUCUCAUGUGCGCAGACCGUAGAGAAGCUAGCUCAGAUCUUCAAUGGAGAGGAGAGCAUCACACGGUGGAGAAGCUAGCUCAGAUCUUCAAGGGCGAGGAGAGCAUCACGUUCGCCAAGGUGGAUGCGGACAACAACGGCAUGCUGGCGCACAGGUUCAAGAUCACGGAGUAUCCAUUCUUCAAGUUCUUCACAAAGACCAACAAGUAUGGGGAGGACCUCAAGGGGGACCUGCUGCCCACGCUCACGGACCUCGUGCACUUUGUCAACCACUGGACCGGCACCACGCAAUCCGCCUCCGGUGUUCCCCUCGAUAAGGGCGACCCCCUGCCCACACUCACCGACCUCGUGCACUUUGUCAACCACUGGACCGGCACCACGCAAUCCGCCUCCGGUGUUCCUCUGGAUAAGGACCUCAAAAGCGACCCGCUGCCCACCCUCACGGAUCUCGUGCACUUUGUCAACCACUGGACCGGCACCACGCAAUCCGCCUCCGGUGUUCCCCUCGAUAAGGUGGGGCGCAUUGCUGAGCUGGACGCAAUGGCGGGAACCUUCCUGCAAGCAUCGGAGGCGGAGAGGCAGAAAGCGAUGGAGCAUGCGAUGGGAGUGGUGGUGGCGCCUGCCAUGGAGGAGCACGGGGUGUUUUAUCAGAAGGUGAUGAAGAGCAUUGUGGAGCAGGGCGAGGAGUAUGUGGGCAAGGAGCAUGCUCGCCUCUCCAAGCUGCUCGCAGGGUCCCUCAAACCCGACAAGGUGGAGAAGCUCUCAGCGCACCGGAACAUUCUGGAAGCCUUCAAGAAGCCGUGA